UCCGGCUCCGAGCGAGCCCGAGCCGCUCCGUGUUUUCCAGCGCUCCGCCGCCGCAGUGGGAGGAAGUGGACCCGGACAGCAGCAGCGGUACCGCGCAGCGUAACAACACCACACCGAAGACGCUCCUCGCUGCUCCGCCGCAGCAGCACGGCCAAAACCGACCCUUUACCCCGAGAGCAGCGGUCCGGAGCCGGCGGAACCGCGGUCCGGACGGAGGCGGAGCGACGGUCGAGCCGAGCCCGCGGCUCCCCCAGCGGGCUGAGCCGCUGCAGCAGAACCGCGUACAGGGAACCCUAACGCGGCCCCGAGGAGUCUGUUCGGGGGUUUUCACCCGGACCUGGACCGGCCCCACCAGGACCAGGACCGGCCCCGGUACCGGUACCAGCAGCCCCGGCAGCUCCGGUCCGGAUGCGCGGACGGAGCCGAGCGAACCCGGCAGAGACAGACCCAUACCAAUGUUUCCGUGAAGACGUCGACGCAGCUCCGGUCCCGCCCGGUCCAAUCCAGCCCGGUCCAGCCGAGCACCGAGCCGAGCCGCCACCCAGGGCGGUUCUGGUGCCGCUGAGAGCCCCGACCGUCCUGUUUCCAGGCGGCUCGGUUCUCUAGCUGCUAGCGGCUAACUAGCGCGGCGGCUAACUAGCCCAGUAUCGAUCCGGAUCGAUCACCCGGUUCCCCCGAACCCUCGCCUGUCCCCUGCAGGUGUCGGUUCCAGUGUUGCCCGAGCCCAGCAGGACGGCGGGCGAGGCUCUCUCUCCCCCUGAGCCGGGUCCACGUCUCACCUGGUUCCGCCCCGCCCCGCAGCCUGGAGGUCCGGGGCCGCGGCCCCGCUCCCCGCCCGGGGGUCCCCAGUACCGCCGCCCGGCCCCAGGCCCGCCCGGACCCGCCCCCGCUCAACGGCUGAGCCGGGAGUGAUCCUCCUGCAGCGGGGAGUCCCGCGGGACCGGGGGCUCGGAGCUCCAGGAGCUCCAGCAGCUCCGGCCUGUCCUCCUCCCGGUGGCCGCUCUCCCCCCCGCUCCGCCCGGCCCCGCUGCGGAGCCAGAGCCGCUCUCUUCACCUGCAGCUCCAGCAGCUCCGCCAGUUAACCCGCAUGAGCUCCAUGCGAGUGUCAGUGAUGGCGGUCUGAGACUCGGGUGCUGCUCUCGUCUGGUGGAGGAAGAAGCUGAUUUUAAUCUUUUUUUUUAAUAAAAACACAAACCCCCCUUCCCCACCACCCCCACCCACACGAGGAAGCCCAGACCCCGUUAUUUUGUUGGAUUUGGUCGCACCAGGGUCGAAAGAUGGCGGACCUGGAAGCAGUACUCGCCGAUGUCAGCUACUUGAUGGCGAUGGAGAAAAGCAAAUCUACUCCGGCGGCCCGGGCCAGCAAGAAAAUCAUCCUGCCCGAGCCCAGCAUACGCAGUGUGAUGCAGAAGUAUUUGGAGGAGAGAGAUGAGCUGACGUUUGACAAAAUUUUCAACCAGAAGAUUGGCUUCCUGCUGUUCAAGGACUUCUGCAUGAACGAGAUCGACGAAGCCGUUCCUCAGCUCAAGUUCUACGAAGAAAUCAAGGACUAUGAGAAGCUGGACUCGGAGGAGGAACGCCUGAGCCGCAGCCGGCAGAUCUACGACGUCUACAUCAUGAAGGAGCUGCUGUCCUGUUCACACCCAUUUUCCAAGAAGGCCGUGGACCACGUCCAGAGUCAUCUGGCCAAGAAGCAGGUUCCCCCAAACCUGUUUCAGCCGUACAUCCUGGAGAUCUGCGACAGCUUGAGGGGGAACAUCUUCCAAAAGUUCAUCGAGAGCGACAAAUUCACCCGAUUCUGCCAGUGGAAGAACGUGGAGCUCAACAUCCACCUGACCAUGAAUGACUUCAGCGUCCACCGGAUUAUCGGCAGGGGCGGCUUCGGGGAGGUGUACGGCUGCAGGAAGGCCGACACGGGGAAGAUGUACGCCAUGAAGUGUUUGGACAAGAAGAGGAUCAAGAUGAAGCAGGGCGAGACGCUGGCGCUCAACGAGAGGAUCAUGCUGUCGUUGGUCAGCACGGGGGACUGUCCAUUUAUCGUGUGCAUGACAUACGCCUUCCACACCCCCGACAAGCUGUGCUUCAUCCUGGACCUCAUGAAUGGGGGUGACCUGCACUACCACCUGUCUCAGCACGGCGUCUUCAGCGAGAAGGAGAUGCGUUUCUACGCAGCCGAGAUCAUCUUGGGUCUAGAGCACAUGCACAACCGCUUUGUCGUCUACAGGGACCUUAAGCCGGCUAACAUCCUGUUGGACGAGCACGGUCACGUUCGGAUCUCGGACCUCGGCCUGGCCUGCGACUUCUCCAAGAAGAAACCUCACGCCAGUGUUGGUACGCAUGGCUACAUGGCUCCUGAAGUUCUUCAGAAGGGGACGGCGUACGACAGCAGCGCGGACUGGUUCUCCUUAGGCUGCAUGCUCUUCAAACUGCUGAGAGGGCACAGCCCCUUCAGACAGCACAAGACCAAAGACAAACACGAGAUAGACCGCAUGACACUCACCAUGAACGUGGAGCUGCCAGACUCGUUUACCGCUGAGCUCAAAGAUCUGCUGGAGGGGCUGCUGCAGCGGGAUGUCUCCAAGAGGCUUGGCUGCCAGGGCCGAGGAGCUGCUGAGGUGAAGGAGCAUCAGUUCUUCAAAGGCAUCGACUGGCAGCAGGUUUACCUGCAGAAGUACUCUCCUCCUUUAAUCCCUCCCCGGGGAGAGGUGAACGCAGCAGACGCCUUUGACAUCGGCUCUUUCGACGAGGAAGACACCAAGGGCAUCAAGCUGCUGGACAGUGACCAGGAGCUGUACAAGAACUUUCCGCUGGUCAUAUCAGAGCGCUGGCAGCAGGAGGUGGCGGAAACGGUCUACGAGGCGGUCAACUCGGACACGGACAAGAUCGAAGCUCGCAAGAGGGCCAAGAAUAAACAGCUGGGCCACGAAGAGGACUACGCCCUGGGGAAGGACUGCAUCAUGCAUGGCUACAUGCUGAAGCUCGGGAACCCAUUCCUGACCCAGUGGCAGCGCCGCUACUUCUACCUGUUCCCCAACCGUGUUGAGUGGAGGGGGGAGGGCGAGUCACGGGAGAGCUGGCUGAAACCCUUUAAGAGGCAGAGGGAGGGGCAAAACCUGCUGACGAUGGAGCAGAUCUUGACAGUGGAGGAGACGCAGAUUAAAGACAAGAAGUGUAUCCUGCUGCGCAUCAAAGGAGGGAAGCAGUUUGUCCUGCAGUGCGAGAGCGAUCCGGAGUUCGUUCAGUGGAAAAAGGAACUGACGGAGGCGUUCACGGAGGCCCAGAAGCUGCUGCGCCGCGCCCCCAAAGUGAUCGGGAAAGGCCGGGCCGGCGUGGUGGAGCUGUCCAAACCCCCCCUCACACACCGCAACAGCAACGGGCUGUGAACACGCGCUUACACAUUUAUAUAUGUAUAAAAUACACACACAUCUCCACACACACACUGCGCGCACCCCCUCAUCACUGCAACACAUCUGACCUGACUUCCCCCUACGCCUCACAGACACCACCAGUCCCUCCCCCACCAUACAUGACAACCAAUCAGAAGCUGGAUCUGGGAUUUGUUUUUUUCCCCCCCGUGUGCGAUGAAGGAGGGGGUUGACGAGUCCAGUAGGACUCAGAACCAGACUCCACCCCCCAUCCUGGUCGCCUCUGUGGAGACUCCUGACUGUACAGACACCCACUCCUCUCAGCUUGCCCCCGGUUACUGAAGUGCAGAAAGUGCCAACCUGCAGGAUUUACUUGAGGAGGACCUGCCGCCCCCCCACUGCCCCCCGGACUCUCAGAUGGUGUUUGUGGGCGGCGGCUCAUCAUUCCAACCCAGAACACAAAAAAUUUAAAUAACAAAAUACGAUAACAUGAACCUGGAAGGACCACAGACACUGAGAGUGUGAGGGCUGUCUGCAGCCAGUUACCAUGGAGACUGAGAUUUCAUUGGCUGUCUAACAGCAGCCGGUUGCUAUGGUGACCCUGGAGGCCAGCGUAACCAUGGACAACAGUGUAUGAAGGCUCGCAGUAGAACUCUUAAUUGUUUCAGUCUGGUGCGUUUGCAUUGUCCGCCUGUCCGUCAGUCUGUGGGAGUGCGGGGGGGUGGGAGGUCGUUAUUACGAGGCAGGAGUCAGACUGUCAAUCAUCCGCCAUGCCGCAUCGCCUUUGUUGGACUGUCGGGCGACGACCAUCGUCAUGCGUACACGCAAUCAUCCCGGCGAGCUGAGGCUACUUCAGGAAAAGUCCACCCUCAGAUAAACCACAAAGUCAUUCAUUCCCCAGGAUUCCCUGGUCAGCGUUUAGAGAGCACUCAGCUGACGUUAACUUAAUUUAGUUCUUCUCAGUCAGUUUUUCUCUGGUUAAGAUCAGUUUUUUAGAAGUUAGAGCAGCUGAGGGCUGAUUUUCUUUCUUUGUGGAUGUUGAGAUGAUUUUCUCUUGUAACCAACAAAUCAAAUACAUUUAGCUUCAAAGGGGAGCAGCUUAAACUUGGAGGUUGUCCUCCAGGACGCUCAGACAUCGGUCUGGCUCGUCUAAAUGUUACUGGGAGUCUGAAUGUUCUCAGCUGUUAUGUGAAGAAAAUGGCCAGAAAUAGUCGGCGUUGCUCCAUCCAUCUCUAGUUUACGCCUCAAGCUCUGCAAGUCUUGUUGGGGGGAGGCUCAAGCUGAAGUCCAAAAACGCCAGGUUACUGUUCAGAUAUGAAACAGGCGCGAGAAGCUGGUGAGCUUCAAAAAAAUGAGCAAACCUGCUUAGAGACGAGUUCUGGCUCCCUCCGGCUUGUGUUGAGCUCGAUUCCGGCACAUCUGUCCAUACGUUUGCUGCUGGUCGAGCGGGCCGCUUGUCGUCACCCUGAUUCCUCCCAGCCGCCUCGUCACAGUAGGUCCUUCUAGCCAAAGCUCUGCUGCAGACUUGAUGUUGCUGCCUGAGUAGCAGGGAGUAGCAAGUUGGGUUUUUGGGUCAGGGCCGAUUGUUUCAGGAUGGAGUUUUCCUCGUCUCACGUUCAGGCUAGGUGCGAAGUUUACGGUUUCAUACGAACCCCAAAGUUUAACUGAAGGACAGGAAGUUGCACAGUGUUACAGGAGUGCCAGCGGUCCGGUGGGGGGCAGGGCUUGUAUUUCCAUGCAGUAGGGUGGGUUGGGGCACGCCAUCGUCAUUAUCGUUUUUGUUUUCGUCGUAGCCUUUACCGGUCAGGGGAGGGGUCGUAUCGUCAUGUCUGAGGGUGUCUUUUAUUUUUGUAAACCAAAAUGGUUUUAAUUGUUUUUUGUUGUUGCACCUUUUUAGCCCGGUUGUGUUACUGGUGUUUAAAUGUGCCAAAUAACUGUUGCUGAGUGGGCAGAGCCUCUGCCACCACAUCGCCGUGGUAACCCGACGGCGAGUGGUGAGCGUGCGCUCAUCCAGUGGACUGUUUUAUUUUAUUUUACUGCUCACAGCAUUUUAAAAGGACGGCAUAUAUGAAAAAUCUAAGUAUAUAUAAAUAUAUGUGUAUAUGAAAUGACAAACGCUGUAGGUUUAUUUAAAGUUGAUGUAGAAGGUGUUGGGGAGAGGCGGGGCUUCGACGUCCCUUCACCGUCUCAGCUCCGCCUUGCACAUGAAGACUCGUCAGACGUCGUUCCCGCCGCUUCUGUUCUCACGCCGGACUCUCGACCGUCGUAUUUAUUGUGUGUGUGGGGGGGGGGCGGCUUCUCCUGCCGAGCCCCCCCUCCACGCCUUCGAGCUGUCCGCUGACGGGAAGUCAGCCGGUUCCACCCGCCACAGACUCGUCUCUGUCCUCAUGUGCCACAAACACAGAUACUACUGCUUCUGGGUUCUUGACGUACGUCAUGAUAAUACUGAUAUAUGAUUGAUAAUAUUAUUCAGUGAUUAUUAUAAAGUUUAUUUUAAUGACUUUUGUUUCUCAGACAGGUAGGAAGUUGCGUGUCGGACUGCUUGUAAAAACAGUUCAUGAAUAAAAACCCUUUUUCCGUG
Molecule: messenger RNA, 5946 nt
Organism: Cololabis saira (Pacific saury)
Lineage: Eukaryota; Metazoa; Chordata; Actinopteri; Beloniformes; Belonidae
Gene: grk3
Product: G protein-coupled receptor kinase 3
Exons: 22
Coding region: 1278-3383 (701 amino acids)
Biological process (GO): protein phosphorylation; regulation of signal transduction; G protein-coupled receptor signaling pathway
Molecular function (GO): G protein-coupled receptor kinase activity; ATP binding; G protein-coupled receptor binding
Source: RefSeq, a predicted model, not a curated record